AUGUGUGGGUUCACCGACGAGGAAAAUAUAGUUCGUUUGCAGCGAAGUUUAAAGGGUCGAGCAUACGAGGCGGUAAAAUGUCUGCUGAUGCAUCCUUCCAACGUCAAUGGAGUUAUGUCGACACUGAAGAUGCUGUUCGGGCAACCUGAGGUGAUUGUCAACUCGAUGAUGUCGAAGAUCAACUCCCUACCAGCGCUGAAAGAGGAUAAACUGGAAACACUCGUAGACUUUGCCGUCAACGUCGAAAAUUUCUGUGCGACAGUGGACGCGUGUGGACUGGAGGAGUACCUCUACAACGUGACCUUUCUCCAUCAACUCGUCAACAAGCUGCCUUCUUCCAUAAAGCUGAAUUGGGCACAAUACAGGCAAUCGCUUCCGAUGGUCAACCUUCCGUCGUUCAGUAGCUGGCUGUAUUCUCUAGCAGAGGCUGCCAGCGCGGUGAUCAUUCCCAACAACGGUUUCGAUCCUAAACCUGUUCGAAACGAUAUUCGUGGAAAUAAAAAAGGGAACUUUGUCAAUGCACACACUGAGGAAUCGCCAUCGGAUCAUCGCACCGCGGCAUCAUCCAACGCGAAAGUGGUCCAUGAUAGCUGCCCCGUAUGCAAGGGAACCUGCAAGUGGAUCGCCAAAUGCAAGAGCUUCAUAGAGUUCUCCCGUGAUUCACGCUGGGCUACGGUACGAGACCUCGGCCUAUGUCGGAGAUGCCUACGCCGGCACAAUGGAGGAUGUCAAGCCAAGCUAUGUGGAAAGAAUGGGUGCGAGUUGAAGCACCACGAGUUGCUGCACAACGAUCAGAAGAACACGUCGUCAUCCACGAAUACGUCAUCCAAUACCACGAACAAAUCUACAUCAACUCAGCGCAACGACCCUGCUCAACCAGGAAAUAGUACGUCCGGGCACGGCUGCCAUACUCAUCAGGUUACGUCCAGUCAGGUUCUUUUCCGCUACUUACCGGUCGUACUUCAAGGAAAACACGGUUCGAUCCAGACAUUCGCCUUCCUGGAUGAUGGGUCGGCGCUCACACUUCUCGACAAAGAGCUAGCCGAUGAGCUGCAGCUUGAAGGGGAGCCAAAGCUUCUGUGUUUGCACUGGACAGGAGGAGCGCAACGACGAGAAAACAGUUCGAGAGCAGUCAGUCUGGAUGUGGCGGCAGCACAUCAUCCUUCCAAGAAGUACACCUUGAACGGCGUGCGCACAGUAAAUGAACUUCUGCUUCCAUCGCAAACGCUCAACGUAGAGGAACUUCGUAAACUGUAUCCUCAUCUAAAGGAUUUGCCGAUUGCUUCGUAUCAAGAUGUUCGGCCGAGAAUCCUGAUCGGUAUGAAGGAUCAACACCUCAGUCUAGUCCUGAAGAGCCGAGAGGGUAUACGAAACCAACCGAUCGCCGUGAAAACCAGACUAGGCUGGACAGUUUGCGGAGGAGGAAACCAAGACGAUGCCAGUAAUCUGGUGCACUCAGUUUUCCAUGUGUGCCCAUGCGAAUCACAAACGGAUGAGGAUCUACACAAGGCGAUGAAAGAAUAUUUUGCAAUUGAUAGCUUGGGAGUUGCGCAGCCGAGAAGAGCGCUUUUGUCUGCAGAAGAUGAACGAGCUAAGUCCCUGCUGGAAUCUCGCACCGUGUUCAAAGGAGACCGUUACGAAACCGGCCUGUUAUGGCGCUACGACAAUAUUCGUCUACCAGAUAGUCGCCCGAUGGCUCUACGCCGGCUACAGUGCCUCAAGAAGCGAAUGGACAAGGACCCAAAGCUCGCUGAAACGCUGCAUCAGAAAAUCGCCGACUUCGUCACGAAAGGAUACGCCAGAAGACUCACCGACGAGGAACUAAAACAACCAUUGCAACGGGUUUGGUAUUUGCCUACAUUUCCGGUGACCAACAUCAACAAGCCGGGAAAGAUCCGAAUAGUUUGGGACGCAGCGGCCUCCGCGUGUGGAGUAUCGUUGAAUUCAGCUCUACUGAAAGGUCCGGAUCAGCUCUGCGAACUGUACACUAUCCUGAUUCAGUCUCGAGAAGGCCGAAUCGCACUUACUGGAGAUGUGCGCGAGAUGUUCCUGCAAGUCCUCAUGCGUUUGGAAGAUCAGCAUUGCCAACGAUUCUUCUGGUUCGAUGACGACGGUAACAUUGUUGUCUACGUCUUACAGGUGAUGACGUUUGGAGCCUGUUGUUCUCCUAGCAGUGCCCAGUAUGUCAAAAACCUGAACGCCGAGCGCUUCAAGGCAGAAAAUCCAGCGGCAGUUGAAGUGAUUCAGAAACGCCACUACGUUGACGAUAUGCUGGUUAGUGUUGAAACCGAAGAUGAAGCUAUCCAACUUGCUCAACAAGUGAAGAAGGUGCAUUCGAAAGGCGGAUUCGAGAUCCGUAACUGGAUUAGCAACUCUAAGCGUGCCGUGGAGGCUCUACAAGAGGAACACACGGAAGAGAAGAACCUCGACCUGUCGCCAGAACUAGCAACUGAGAAAGUGCUCGGAAUGUGGUGGUGCACUGACUCGGAUACUUUUACGUACAAAGUAGGAUGGACUCGCUACGGACAAGCGCUUUUGGAAGGUAAACGACAUCCAACGAAGAGAGAGAUGUUACGCGUUCUCAUGUCCAUGUUCGAUCCACUCGGACUGAUCGCGCACUUCCUCAUGUACUUGAAGGUUCUGCUUCAGGACGUAUGGCGUUCCGGAAUCGACUGGGACGACGAAAUCGAUGAUGCUCUCUUCGACAAGUGGCAAACAUGGCUGCAAGUACUGCCACAAGUUGAACAAAUCAGCAUUCCUCGAUGCUACCGCACACGAACCACUCCAGAUUGUGAAGAUAUCCAGCUCCACACGUUUGUAGACGCUGGUGACAACGGGAUGGCUGCGGUCUGUUAUCUACGCUUCGCUCAAGACGACGUAGUGGAAUGCCGAUUGGUGGCUGCUAAAACCAGAGUCGCUCCGUUGAAAUUUCUAUCCACUCCUAGAUUAGAACUUCAAGCAGCAUUGGUCGGCGCCAGGCUAGCUCGCUCCGUAUCGAAUGCCCUCUCAGUCCGAAUCUCCUGUUGCUACUACUGGUCGGACUCGCAAGAUGUACUGUGCUGGAUUAAUUCCGACCAUCGACGUUAUUCGCAAUUCGUCGCAUUCCGGGUUAGCGAGAUCCUGGACACCACGGAAAUGAAAGAGUGGAGAUACGUUCCAACAGAUCUGAACGUAGCUGAUGAUGGAACAAAAUGGAAAGGACUUCCUGAUUUGGCCCCGAAGGCGAGAUGGUUCAACGGCCCCGAGUUCCUACAGUACCUGGAAACAGAUUGGCCGCGUUCACCAACUAGAACGAAUUCCGUCAAUUUAGAACUUCGCCCUAGUGUAUUGACGCACUUCAUUGCCCCAGAGCCGAUAGUUAGCACGAGCAAAUUCUCCAGCUGGAAGCGAUUGGUUAAAGUGGUCGCUCUUGUUCAACGGUUUCCCGUCAACUGUAGGCUGAAGAAACUGCAGAAGCCAAUCGUGAGCGGACCAUUCUCCGACCGCGACAUAUCCUCCGCCGAGUCGUACCUAAUUCGUCAAGCCCAACAAGAAGCCUACCCGGACGAGAUAGCAGUUCUUCGGAAGCAGCAGCAGCAGCAGUGCUCGGACCAACCUUCGACUUCGAUUCCCAAGUCAAGUGUGCUGCACCAGAAAACACCCUGGAUGGAUCAGAAUGGGAUCCUGAGGAUGCGAGGACGUAUCGCCGCUUGUCAUUACGCGACCGAAGAUUCUAAGCAUCCUGUAAUACUUCCCCGUGACCACCCCACCACCAAGUUAAUCGUUGCACAAUACCACCAAAAAUACCACCAUCAGAAUCACGAGACCGUGAUCAAUGAGAUUCGCCAAAAGUACAGCAUACCUAAACUUCGCAUGACCUACACGAAAGUGCGAAGAGACUGCCAACGCUGUAAAAACGACCGAGUAAUUCCACGCCCGCCGAUCAUGGCUGACUUGCCGGCGGCACGACUUGCCGCUUUCGAACGCCCUUUCACCCAUACUGGCGUUGACUUCUUCGGGCCGUACGAGGUCAUCAUUGGCCGCCGAGUUGAGAAACGCUGGGGGAUGCUCGCUACUUGUCUCACGAUACGUGCGAUUCACAUCGAAGUCGUUCAUUCCCUCAACGCUGACUCGUGCGUCAUGGCAAUUCGGAACUUCGUGGCCCGACGAGGAAAACCACGAGUGAUCUAUAGCGACCGGUGCACCAAUUUCAUCGGAGCGAACCGGGAGAUGACGGAAGCGGAAAAGCUAGUGAGCCAAGAGGAGCUAAUGAAGGAGUUCAUCGAUGUCAACACGAGCUGGGAAUUCUUGCCUCCCUCUUCCCCGCACAUGGGUGGUAGCUGGGAACGCUUGAUCGGUUCCGUCAAAAAGAACCUGAUGGCGAUCCUACCAGCACGGAAGCUUUCGGACGAGGUCCUGCGGAACCUGCUCACCGAAAUAGAAGGCACGGUCAAUUCCCGACCGCUAACACACGUUCCAGUUGACGACGAUUCAGCUCCAGCCUUGACACCCAACCACUUCCUACUCGGGGCAUCCAAUGGAAUUAAGCCUCUCUGCACCCUCGAUGACAGCGGUGCCGUGCUGCGCCAAAAUUGGCGACUAUCUCAAGUCCAAACCAACCUGUUUUGGAAGCGCUGGGUAAGCGACUACUUGCCCGAGAUAACUCGCCGUACCAAGUGGUUCGUCCAUACGAAGCCGAUCGAGGUCGACGAUAUAGUGGUCAUAGCUGACCCGAAGAUGCCACGGAACUGCUGGCCGAAGGGCAGGAUCAUAUGUACCCAACCUGGACGAGACGGCCAACCCAGAUCAGCAACAGUUAGGACAUUGACCGGGAUCUACGAGCGUCCGGUAGCCAAGAUAGCCGUGCUAGACGUGCGGCGCGGAACGGAGUAA
Ochlerotatus camptorhynchus is the source of this 4872-nucleotide messenger RNA. RefSeq lists its product as uncharacterized. Gene Ontology annotation, biological process: DNA integration. NCBI's taxonomy places the organism in Eukaryota, Metazoa, Arthropoda, Insecta, Diptera, Culicidae. The record is from RefSeq and is a predicted model, not a curated record. Gene Ontology annotation, molecular function: nucleic acid binding. The transcript has a single exon. The coding region runs from base 1 to 4872 and encodes 1623 amino acids.